UUCUUCGAAUUGAAAUUUGGUAUUUUGACAUUUCUUCUAGUCGUGUUUUCUGUUGAUAAUAGUUUCUGUUGUUAUUAUGGAAUUUUCAUGGCCUUGGGAGUACGAUUUCCCCCCAUUCUUCACCUUACAGCCAAAUUUGGAUACUCUGAGAAAACAACUAGAGGCAUGGCGUAAACUUGUGCUCGAUUAUUGUCGUCAUAACAAAAUUUUUGUCCUUGAUGUCCAAGAGUCAAUUUCACUGUUUCAGAACAAAGCCAUAGACAGACAGCUUUCUACUGAAGGAAUCAACCGAGUGCUAGAGAGUUUGCUUGAAUACAACCAAAUAGAAUGGUGUGACAAGGCCAAAAAGCAAUGUCUUGUCUAUUGGAAGAAUCCUCAAGAAUGGGGGAACUUAAUCUACCGCUAUGCUUCAGACAAGGGAAUGACCAAUACAGUCUGCACCUUUUACGAAUUGACUGCUGGUGAUGAUGUUCAAAAUGAAGAAUUUGCUGGUAUGGAUCAAUCCUUGCUAGUAAAAGCUUUAAAGACACUUGAGGCAACAAAUAAAGCUGAAAUAAUUAUGUUUGGUGGAAAUGAAGGUGUAAAAUUUUUCUGAAUUUGUAAAUAUCAAUAUCUAAAAUAAAACAAUAAAUUUAAUUUUCCAAG
Molecule: messenger RNA, 645 nt
Organism: Daphnia pulicaria
Lineage: Eukaryota; Metazoa; Arthropoda; Branchiopoda; Diplostraca; Daphniidae
Gene: Vps25
Product: vacuolar protein-sorting-associated protein 25-like
Exons: 5
Coding region: 77-595 (172 amino acids)
Biological process (GO): protein transport to vacuole involved in ubiquitin-dependent protein catabolic process via the multivesicular body sorting pathway
Cellular component (GO): ESCRT II complex
Molecular function (GO): structural molecule activity; protein homodimerization activity
Source: RefSeq, a predicted model, not a curated record